This is a messenger RNA of Rosa rugosa (rugosa rose), 5367 nucleotides long. RefSeq lists its product as uncharacterized. The transcript has 3 exons. Gene Ontology annotation, cellular component: plasma membrane; plasmodesma. Lineage: Eukaryota; Viridiplantae; Streptophyta; Magnoliopsida; Rosales; Rosaceae. The coding region runs from base 246 to 5213 and encodes 1655 amino acids. The record is from RefSeq and is a predicted model, not a curated record. Gene Ontology annotation, biological process: protein autophosphorylation. Gene Ontology annotation, molecular function: transmembrane receptor protein tyrosine kinase activity; ATP binding.
AGAAAGAACUGUAAACACCCAAAAUGUCCUCUGUUUUUUCUGCCUAGUGUAUGAUAUAUUAGGGAUAUAUGCAUCAAUCUACUAGAGUGUUGCUUGGAAUUUUCUAAAUCCAAAUUUGUCUGGUUGAUAUUUCAACUUUCCAAGCCAGCAGACUUUUCCUGUUCCAAGUCUUUAUACUGCACAUUGGAGUUCAUUCAACUCCAGAGUAUUCUGCUGAGCAUAAUCAACAAAGUCCAUCAUUUGCCAUGGAAAUUCUUCAAAAGGGCAGAGUCCAUGUCCCCAUAUGUUGUCUGCUUGUUUUUCUCCUCCAAUUCUCAAACCUUCACUUUCUCUCUUUCGCUGAUGAUUACUACAUCAAUUGUGGCUCGGAUGCUAAUGUGAACCUCACUACCGGCCAGAAUUUCGUUGGAGACUCGAAUUCUGGUUCCUCUUUUUCCAAAAGCGACGCCAUCACAUACAUGAACCAGUUGCCAGCUUCAGUAUCACCUCUCUACCAGACAGCCAGAGCUUCCAGUGAUCCGUUCUACUAUGAGUUCAAGAUCACUAUUGGUACUUAUCUGGUACGCCUACAUUUCUUGGCUUUUUCUUCCACCUCAAGUAAUCUGUCCUCAGCUGUUUUUGAUGUUUUGGAUUCUACAAAGUUCACACUGUUGAACAAUUUCACUGCCAAGAAUAGUACUAGUUCUCCUUUGAUAAAGGAGUUCUUUAUCAGAAUUGAUAGUACUGACUCAUUUAGACUGUAUUUUACACCCCGGACAUCAUCUUUGGCAUUUGUAAAUGCCAUUGAAUUCUUAGCCAUCCCUUCAGAUUUCACCAACUUCAUUCCUGAGAAUUACACCAGUAAUUUCCCUUUACAGACAAUUUACAGAGUGAAUGUUGGGGGCCCUUCACAAAAUGAUACAUUGUGGAGAAGCUGGGAAACGGAUGACACUUACCUGCCUGAUCCAAACUCUGCUAAGGAUAGCAACAAAGGUACCCUCAAUAGGAAUUACGUCGGAGAAAUUGAUGGUUUGGUUGCAUCUAAUGCGUCUGUUGCCCCGGAUUGGGUUUACCAGACUGCUAAAGUGAUGAAUAUCACUGCUAGCAGGCCAGCCAAUUCCUCCAACAUAACUUGGUCUUUUAGAGUGAGUGGGAAUGCUAGACACAUUGUGCGGGCUCACUUCUGUGACAUUAUUGAUCAGCCCUAUAAUGUUGUAUUUAACUUGUAUUCCAAUGGCAACUUGCGCAAGGAGAUUGGUAGCAGCAAUAACACGAUUUCUGGACUUUCGGCCCUUCCUUUCUACUAUGAUUUUAUGGUGAGUCCGAGUGAGUCUGAACUCAUUAGCAUCACCAUAAGACCUAACGUGGAAGAUGCUACAGUUCAGAAUGCAUUUCUAAAUGGGCUAGAAGUAUUGGAGAUAAUGGAGGGUGUAGCUUCAAUUCCUAAUGUGAAAGAGUCCAAGAAGAAUAUGGUGGCUCUUGUUGUUGGUUCAGUUCUUGGAGGCUUGUCACUCAUCUGCGUUUUAGUAGCUGGAUUUGUGUUCUGUUCGAGACACAGAAAGGCAGAAAAGCGAGUUGAAAUUGCAGAUUGGUCACCAAUGCUUGAAAAUGGAGGGAGCUCCUACAGCAGAGGGACUGAAAGAACCAUCACUGGAUCGCCUAUGAAUCUAAUGAAUCUUGGGUUGAAGAUAUCUUUUGCUGAAAUUCAGUCUGCAACAAACAAGUUUGACACCAAAUUGAUGAUAGGUAAGGGUGGCUUCGGGAACGUUUAUAGAGGGACUCUAUAUAAUGGCACAAAAGUGGCUGUAAAGCGAGCUUAUAAGCGAGAUGAGCAUGGGUCAGGAUCAGGCCAAGGCCGUCCAGAAUUUCAAACAGAGAUUAUGGUGUUGUCCAAGAUUCGCCACCGCCAUCUUGUGUCCUUAAUUGGUUACUGUGAUGAAAGGUCUGAGAUGAUACUAGUCUAUGAGUUCAUGGAAAAGGGGACCUUGAGAGACCAUUUGUAUGAUUCGAACUUGCCUCGCUUGACAUGGAAGCAAAGACUUGAAAUUUGUACUGGAGCAGCAAGGGGUCUUCAUUAUCUCCACACAGGUGCAGCUGGGGGAAUCAUUCACCGAGAUGUCAAGUCCACCAACAUAUUGCUUGAUGAAAACCAUGUCGCCAAAGUUGCUGACUUUGGGCUUUCAAGAUCUGGACCUCUUGAUGAAACCCAUGUCAGCACAAAUGUCAAAGGCACUUUUGGUUACCUUGAUCCUGAGUACAUGAUGUCUCAACAACUGACAGAAAAAUCUGAUGUUUACUCAUUUGGUGUAGUUCUUCUUGAGGUGUUAUGUGGAAGACCUGCUAUUGAUCCAACACUUCCAAGAGAGCAAAUGAAUUUAGCUGAAUGGGGAAUGCUGUGCAAGAAAAAAGGGUUGCUUGAACAGAUUGUUGAUUUUCCAUUAAAAAAUCAGAUUAAUCCUAGCUCACUGAGAAAGUUCGGUGAUACGGUUGAGAAGUGUUUGCAAGAAGAUGCUUCUGUUAGGCCAACAAUGGCCGAUGUGCUGUGGGAUUUGGAGUAUGCAUUACAGCUUCAGCAAACAACAAAGCUUAAAGAGGCUCAUGAGGACAGCACAACAAUUGAUGGUUCAUCAGCAGCAUAUCGUUUGCCAGUUGUUCAACGCUUUCCUUCACUUGGUUCAACCAUAAAUGGAGAUGAUAUGAGAGACGACGAAUUGGACACAACAGAAAACGAAAUUUUCUCCCAAUUGAAAAUUGGUGAUGCCAUAUUAGAAAAAUCAACCAUGGAACAUGUUCAUAUCCCAUUGCUCUCUCUGCUUGUUUUUCUCCUCAACCUGUCAUCCCUUCACUUUCUCUCUUUAGCCGAUGAUUAUUACAUCAACUGUGGCUCACAUGAUAAUGCGAGCCUCAAUACUACUGGCCAGAAUUUCUCCGGGGAAUCGAAGUCUGGUUACUCUUUCUCCAAAAGCAAGGCUGUUGUCAAAGACAUCAACCAGUUGCUAGAUAUAGCACCUCUAUAUAAGACAGCAAGAGGUUUCAGUAAAGCAUUCUACUACCAGUUCAACAUCACUCAAAAUGGUACUUAUCUGGUAAGCCUACAUUUCUUAGCUUUCUCCUCCUCCUCCUCCUCCUCAAAUAAUCUCUCCACAGCUGUUUUCGGUGUCUUGGAUUCUAAGAAUUUCACGCUGUUGAACAAUUUCACUGCCAAGAACAGUACCAACUACCCUGUGAUAAAGGAAUUCUUUGUCCGAAUUGAUAUUACCGACUCAUUUAGACUAUAUUUUAUUCCUCAACCAUCAUCUUUUGCAUUUGUAAAUGCCAUUGAAUUAUUCCUUGCCCCUUCAGAUUUCAUCCCUGAGAACAAUAUCAGUAAUCUCCCUUUACACACAAUUUACCGACUGAACGUUGGAGGCUCACCAUGGAAUGACACAAAAGGGAGAAACUGGGAAACAGAUGAUAGUCAUCUUUCUGAUCCAAACUCUGCAAAGAAUGCCACUCCUAAAAGUGAACUUAAUCUAAAUUACUUGCCAGGACCAGUUGAUGGUCUAUUCCUAUCCAACUAUACUUUUGCCCCAAUUCAGGUUUACGAGACUGCUAAACAUAUGAGUAACAGUAGUAGCAGGCCAGCCAUAUCCUCCAACGUAACAUGGUUUUUUAGUGUGAGUAGGAAAGCUAGACACAUUGUCCGGGCUCACUUCUGUGACAUUAUUGGUCAGCCUGGUGAGAUUAUAUUUAACUUGUAUUCAAAUGGCAACCUCCGCAAGGAGAUCAGCAACAUUUCUCAAUAUCCGGCUGUUCCUUUCUACUAUGACUUUCUGGUGAAUUCUAGUGAGUCUGAACUCAUUAACAUCACCGUAAAACCUAAGAGUGAAUCUGCAGAUGCUUUUCUAAAUGGUUUGGAAAUAUUGGAGAUAGUGGAGGGAUUAGCUCCAAUUCCUACUGUGAGAGACUCCAAGAAGAAUAUUGUGGCUCCCGUGGUUGGUUCAGUUCUUGGAGGCCUGUCACUCAUAUGCGUUUUAAUAGUUGGAUUUGUGUUCGGUUUCAGACACAGAAAGGCGAAAAAACGUGUGGAAACUUCAGUUUGGUCACCAAUGCCUGCAAAUGGAGGAGGGAGUUCUCACAGCUCCGCUCUCAAUCUUAAUUACCUUGGGUUGAAGAUAUCUUUUAAUGAAAUUCAGUCUGCAACAAACAACUUUGACACAAAUUUGGUGAUAGGUAAGGGUGGCUUUGGGAAUGUUUAUAGAGGGACUCUCUUGAAUGGUACAAAAGUGGCUGUGAAGCGAGCUUAUAAGCGAGAUGAGCAUGGAUCAGGUUCAGGCCAAGGUCUCCCAGAAUUCGAAACAGAAAUCAUAGUGUUGUCGAAAAUCCGCCACCGCCAUCUUGUCUCCUUAAUUGGUUAUUGUAAUGAAAGGUCUGAGAUGAUACUAGUGUAUGAGUUCAUGGAAAAAGGGACGUUGAGAGAUCAUUUGUAUGAUUCGGAUGUGCCUCGCUUGUCAUGGAAGCAAAGACUUGAAAUUUGUACUGGUGCAGCAAGGGGUCUUCAUUAUCUCCACACAGGUGCAGCUGGGGGAAUCAUUCACCGUGAUGUCAAGUCCACCAACAUAUUGCUUGAUGAAAACCAUGUAGCCAAAGUUGCAGAUUUUGGCCUUUCGAGAUCUGGAGCUCUCGAUGAAACGCAUGUCAGCACCAAUGUUAAAGGCACUUUUGGUUAUCUUGAUCCUGAGUACAUGAUGUCUGAACAGUUGACAGAAAAAUCUGAUGUUUACUCAUUUGGUGUAGUUCUACUUGAAGUGUUGUGUGCAAGACCAGCUAUUGAUCCAACGCUUCCAAGAGAGCAAAUGAACUUGGCUGAAUGGGGAAUGCUUUGCCAGAAAAGAGGGCUGCUUGAAGAGAUUGUUGAUUCUCCACUAAAGGGUCAGAUUGAUCCUAACUCACUGCGUAAGUUUGGUGAGACGGUUGAGAAGUGUUUGCAAGAAGAUGCUUGUGAUAGGCCAACAAUGGCGGAUGUUCUGUGGGAUUUGGAGUAUGCAUUACAGCUUCAGCAAACAACAAAGCUUAAAGAGGCUCAUGAGGACAGCACAAACAUUGAUGCUUCAUCAGCAGCAUUCUCUUUGCCAAAUGUUCAGCGUUUUCCUUCACUUGGUUCGACGAGGAAUGGAGAUGAUAUCAGGGAAGCUGACUUGGAGACGACAGAAAGUGAAAUUUUCUCUCAAUUGAAAAUUGGUGAUGCCAGAUAAAUAUGAACUUUGUCAGCUUAUGAAGUCCAAGAAAAGUAUUUCGUCAAUUGUGGAUCAGAUGCUACUGUGGACCUCAAUGGUCGGAAUUUCACUGGGGAUUUGAAGCCUGAUUCCUUCUCUUUCUCAAAGGAAAGUGAGACUAUCAAAGGCACCA